Guillardia theta CCMP2712 is the source of this 2799-nucleotide messenger RNA. RefSeq lists its product as hypothetical. The transcript is spliced from 12 exons. Gene Ontology annotation, molecular function: calcium ion binding; protein binding. The coding region runs from base 1 to 2799 and encodes 932 amino acids. The record is from RefSeq and is a predicted model, not a curated record. NCBI's taxonomy places the organism in Eukaryota, Cryptophyceae, Pyrenomonadales, Geminigeraceae.
AUGUUGCUAGCGGGACAGCUGCCGGUGGAACGCGAAAUGGUCGACAAAGGCGUUCAAGUUCGACCCAAGGGAGCAAGCGUCAGUCCCAACCUCUGGGCCAACUGGACUGAGCAGGGAAGAGCGACUUUCCGUCCGCCAUCGAGCGAAGUUGGUCGACCGACGUACUUCCUGGAUGCGGAGGAAGCGGAGUCAAGGCUGCGACAGCUGCGGCAGGAACUGAACAGUGCGAACGAGGAGAGAGACGGCAUGAGGGCAAAGGUUGUCAAGUACGAGAACAAGCUGAAGGAGAAGGACAAAUUUCUGGCGCAGAUCCUACAGAAUCGAGUCCUGCACCUCCCGUCGAAGUUUGCGAGCAUGGUGAAGGAGUGCCUGGCCAGUGACGUGCACAACCAGCUGGAGGAAGCAAAGAUCACCAUCGGUGAGCUGAAAGGAAAACUCAACAUAGCGCAGCUGGGGAGAGAAAGCAGCAUGGAGGAGAAGGCUCCUGUUGCGUCUCAGAAGAGCCCUGCCUCGAGUCCAAGGAAGAGCGCAAGGUCCACUCACAGCAUUCCAAGCACGCCCAAGUCGAAGCACACGACUAGUCAAAGUCAGGGAGACGCUCUGAACUCAGCCCGAGCAGAAAUAGAACGACUUCAGAAGCUUGUUUCAGCGGGUGAAACGGUCAGGGAGGAAGAAGCAAUCCUGCAGGAGGAGGAGGAGCCGACGGCCAACCUCUUCACUUCUGUACAUGACGGGCCUGAGUUCGAGAACUACAUCCGGAAGCUCGCUGGACUCCCUCCGAUCCAGACUGAUGGCGACAAGAACAAGGCCUCCGUCAACGUGGCCCCGAAGCCCAACCACAAGACCAGCCACUCCAAGACGAGCAAGGCCGGAGCUCGUGAGAUGCUCAUGUACGAAGUCGUCGUGCAGACCGGAAGCCAGCCAGGAUCAGGGACGAGCGCUAACUGCUUCAUCACACUCUGCGGCGACAAGGGCGAGUACGGGCCCUGCUCGCUGGACAGGAACGUGGCCAAGUCGUCGACUGGGGAAGUGCUGGGAACGAACUCCAAGGACACGUUCGACAUCGCCUGCCUUGACGUCGGGAAGCUGAGCUCAAUCAUCCUCAGCCACGACAACUCUGGGGAGAGCCCGGACUGGUUUGUGAACCUCGUCACAGUGAGGAGGGCGAAGAGGGAUAAGGAUAACCACCGGGUGUACGACCUGUGGUAUGAUGACUGGAUAUCGAUGGACAAGGGGUCCAAGUCGUUGAACGCCCACCUCCUCUGUACGUCCACCUCCCAGACCAAACACGCCGAGAGCAGGAGGAGCGUCGCUCCGAGCGCACAGAAGCACACCAUGGCGACCAGGAGGUCACAGGAGAUCAACAGGAUGAUGGUCGCCAAGGCUUGCAAGAGCACCUUCACAGCAGUCGAAGAGAUUCAUCGGCCCAGCAAGGUCGCCAGGCUUGACAGCGGCCAUGGUCUUGUCGCCUAUGCCAAGGAGCUGGGAUGUGCGAGUGUGCAAACGCCCCCAUCCUGCAGAAACCUCCACGUUCUGCUCGUCGGGGCGAGGGAGAGCUGCGUCAAGUUCCUCCAGUGGUACGGAUCCUGCAAGCUGCAGAACACAGGGAGCGGAUCGGAAACCAACUUCACCCUAGCGAGGGCGACAAAGGGGGGGGAGUCGGCAGCUGCGAGUUGCCUUCAUCGGGGGGAGGAGGCGUUCAACGCUGCCCCGACGCUCAUGACCAUGUCGGCGAUCCGAGGCCUUGAGGAUGCUUUCUGUGUCGACGAGGUUGUCACUGCAGAGGCGAGGUUUGCUCAGAUCAACUUCGUCUACCCUCCUGCCAUCCAUGGCACUGCACCGGCGGACUUCCUGCCUGGCGACCAAGUCAGCAGCCUGUUGGCACAGGCUCGAGCCGCGCUGCAAGGGAAAGUGAACGCGCUCAGAGACGCGCUGAGGGCCAAGGACAGAGACAGGACGGGGGAGGUAGGGAGGGAGGACUGGAUCUCAGCUAUCAGUUCUCUAAACGUGGAUCUCCCUGCUGCCAAGGCUGAGCAGCUCUUCAACGCUGUUGACGUCUGCGGUGGAGGCUCCAUAGAGUACCAGCCCCUGCUCGAUACCAUCGACAGCCUGCAAAAGAGCUACAGCUACGACCUUGACCAGGCAUUCGAGACCUGCGCACAGCAUUGCGACUUGAUCAUCGGCAUCACGGACCCCAAGUCUCUGCACUACAACUUGAGGGAGCUUCACGUGCUGUCGAGGCUGUGGAGGAAGUUCUCUCACAAGAUGGAGAUCAACUGCCUCUUCCAACCUGACACGUACCAGGACACCAAGAACUUGACUAGGCUCAUGUUUGGGCAGAUGGUGGUAGAGAACCGGCUCGACGACAUUCUGCGCGCCAUCCUCGACUCCUUCGUCACCCUCGAGAACGACUGCGUGAGCGCGACACACGACAACCUCAAAGCACUGCUGGACUCCCUCUGGGGGCAGGAGGACAAGACCCUGUACACCAGCGUGCGGGACAGGAUGGUGGACUGGCUUCAGGCCUGGCAGGAUGGGAUUGGGAGGAGGAAGAGCCCUGCCAUGAAUCGUCUGCUCGACAUCUGCAAGCUCUCGAUCAAGGACCUCCGGAGAGGCUUCGUCGUCGUCGAGGACGUGGAGGGCUGGACUCCGGCACAGGUGACGGGGAUGCGGCUGUUCGAACUCAGCGAGGAGGAGAUGAAGAGGAAGCUCGGGGUCGCGUCGCUGGGGCAUCGGAAGGAGAUCGUCAAGCACGUGCAGAAGCUCUUCAGCGGGAGGAAGAACUGGCUCAAGCACUGA